Xenopus laevis (African clawed frog) is the source of this 10429-nucleotide messenger RNA. It is a transcript of the gene trank1.L, whose product is annotated as tetratricopeptide repeat and ankyrin repeat containing 1 L homeolog. Gene Ontology annotation, molecular function: ATP binding. The transcript is spliced from 25 exons. The record is from RefSeq and is a predicted model, not a curated record. Bases 321 to 9086 code for a protein of 2921 amino acids. NCBI's taxonomy places the organism in Eukaryota, Metazoa, Chordata, Amphibia, Anura, Pipidae.
AAGGAAGAAUAUUAGUUUCUAUUAUUGCUAGGGUUGUGUUAGAAAUUGAAACCGAAACCUCUCUUCCCCAGUUUUACGUCACACAGAAAACACAGAGGGGGAGGUUUAAAAGAAAACACGGAUGUAUUCGUGUAUUAGUGACUUCACUACAGCUGGAGAGUGAAGCUGCUAGCUGUUGCUGCUGGAUCUGUGUCUGUUCUCACUUGAUGAAAGAGGUGCUUUUUUAAUAUCCAUGAUUUAUUUUAAAAGCCAGGAGAUUCCUUAAUACCAGCAUAAACCUAGAAGAAUAGCUGCCCUAUCCUUCAUCAAGAAAAGAAAGUAUGAACUUCAGAGGAGGCCAGUUCAUGAUAGAUCAUCGUCAAAUUGCAGAGAACUUAAAAUUACAAGGGAAUGACUUUUAUAAAAAUGGUCACUAUAUAAAAGCCUGCCAGACAUAUGAUGAAGCAAUUGGUUUUAUUUCUCAGAUUAUACAUUUGGGAAACUUUCAGAGGGAAUUGUCAGUGUUGUGGUACAACCGUGCCAAUGCCUUGUUCAAACUCGAGAAAUGGCAGGAAGCCUUAAUGUCAGCAAAUCAAAGCAUUACAUUGGAUCAUCGAUAUGUCAAGGCAUAUUAUCGAUCUGGCUGUUGCUUUCUAAAGUUGUUUGAUACUCGCAGUGCCCUAAUGAUGUUCUCUGAUGGACUUAGUAUGCUGUCUGGCACCUCAGAAAUAGAAAGUAUAGCAGACUUCUUAAAUGGCGUAUUCCAGACAUUCGAAGAGUCAGACUUUGACCCCAUGUUCUUGCGCAUAUUUGAUAGAAUCCUGAAAGAGAAAUACAGCAAGCAGAUCUGGAAGAUGCUUAUUGAAAGACUGGUAAAUAAAAAGAUGUUUAAGUCGUGUCUUUUUCUCAUGGAAUGCCGUGAUAAGUUGCCAAAGGAUAUCUGUGAUUUGCGCAUGUCACUUAAGGGUAUAUUUGAGACAUAUGCGAAUUCUACUUGGUGCAGAAAUACGAAAUCAAUAACAGACCUUGUGCAGUGGCUGACAACAAUGGGCGCUAAUGUCGAAAGCACUAAUUAUCCUUUGCAUGCCAUCAUUAAUUUGUGCAUAAAAUCAGAUAAUUGCAACCUCUUCAAUCAGAUUUUGAGAAAUAAACCGUCUUUAAGAGAAAAGAUAAAUCAGAAAGAUAAGGAUGGAAGAACACUGCUACAUAUAGUAGCUUUUUCUUGUACAUCUACCUCUGGGUAUACAAUGAAGCGUCAAGCAAACGAUAUAAAGAUGCUAUUGGAUUACGGAAGUGACCCAUCUAUUCCAGAUCAACAGCAAAUGUAUGUUUCUGACAUACUAAAGAGAAGCAAAAAUUUUAAAGCUGAGUCCAUAAUAAAGAAACAUUUGGAAAACCUGUCCUGUCAUCCAUCUCAGACCAAAGACAUAGAAGCAACACUUUCUGAGAAGCAAAAACUGCCACCUCAAGAGGAAAUGUCCCUUUCACUUGAAAAUGCCGUGGAACAAUUUAUGUAUUUUUGCAAGCAGGAGAGUGUACCAGCACCUAACCUCUUAAAGCACAAAAAAGUUAAAAGUUUUUUGCAUAUCCUCUCUACCGUCAAAGAUAUCCCACCUGGCCUAGUUUGUGAUAUCCCAGAAUCUGUUGUACAAGACCUAAUCACACAGCUCCUAAUGCAGCAGAGGUGGCAGGAAGUACUGUUACUAUUAACUGGAGCUGUCGAUGGAACACCAGCAGGGGAAAGCAAAGGACUUUUGAAAAGAUGCCCACUCCCUGACAUCAACAUUGGCCAUGUGGUACAUCAUCUAAGUCGUAAAUCAGAAGUUCGUCUGCCUUUAGUCAAAUUGUUAUUAGACCAAGGAGUCUCUCCAGAUGGAGUUGGAGCACUCUGUGAACCACCAAUGUGCACUUGUCUAAAGAACAAUGACUUUGCACUGGCUUACUUAUUGUUGAAGGCAGGUGUAACUCCACAGAAUAUCUCCCUGAAUCAAGGGGAUACCCCACUGCAUGCUGCAGCUUACAUUGCCUUGUGCAGAAAAGAUGAUUAUGGUAUCAUGAUAAUGAAGCAUCUUCUUGACUUAUACUCAUCUGAACCAUUAGAAUACUCUUAUUUAAACCCCAACAUACAAGAUUCCAAUGGGGACACAAUAAUGCACAUGGUUUUUCAGAGUCUAUAUCAAAAACAGUAUCGGGCAGUAAUUGAGCUGCUUUCAAAGUUUGAUAUAAAACUUACAAUAAAAAAUAAAUUGGGCAAGGAUGCUAGACACAGGAUCAAGGAUAAAGAUGCCCAUUACAUUGCAUGGAAUGAAGCCAGUAAGAAAAACAAGCAAGAUCUACCUUGCACUUCUUUAAAACCUAAAAAGACCUCUUCAAAUGGGAAUAAGCCACAGACAAAACUGCAAACAAAGUCAUCCCCUCCUUUAGCUGCUAUAGAAAAUUCUGAUAUUUCUAGUGCAGAGACAGAUAUAAAUGUUGACAAGCAAGUUUUAGUUAAUCCACCAGUACUAAAUAUGGUAAACACAAUCAAACCAAUGACUGCCAAAGACAUUCUUUCUCAAGCCAUCCAAGAUUUAAUAAAGGGUAUGGAUUUUACAAGGGCACCCACAGAAUCUAGAAUUCUCACGUCUACUGUUUCUUCAACAACAAAGGACAAUUUGAUUUCUUUGUGCUCAAAUGAUACCCAGUCACAAAGUGAGGAUUUUUGUGAAGACGAGCAGGCUGUAAAUUAUGUGACUGAGUUUGAUGACAAUGAACAUGAAUCUAACUUGCUGGAGGAUGACUUAGAUAUUUCAAAGACUGACUUUGGUAAUAUGACAUGGGAAAUUGAAUGUGCACCUGAAGCUCUGAAAAAAUUAGGGAGUAAAGCUGUACCACAGUAUAUGAAAAAUAAAAUAAUACUCUCUAUCCAGAAGCUUGGAAAUGGGGAAUGGACACGUAGCCUUCACAAACAGCUGAAGUACUUAAAGUGUGAUAUAAAGCUCUUUGAAGUGAAACUGGACAAAGGUGCAAGGAUGCUCUGGGAACUUGCUAUUGAUUUUUCACCACGUUGCAGUGAGAAGCCUGAAACAAUUAUGGGGGAUGAAUCAUCUUCCAAUGCCUCAAAUAAAACAGGAAGAGUUUACACUGAAAUCAUAAGAAUAUGGGACAUUGUGCUUGAUCAUUGCAAACUCAGUAGUGCUAUUGAUGUCAUAUGUCAUGCUUACAAUCGAGGGUUGACCUGUAUAUUAAGAAAAAAACUUAAAGGCAUCACUAAGUCACAUUUAUUCUCAAAUGUAGAAAAGCGUGUUCCACUUUGCUUUGUUGAAGACAUUGAACUGGAAACUAAUAUGAUUCAUGUCAUACCAAAUUAUUUUCCUCCAGCAAGUGCUGCAGAAACAGAAUACAGUAUAAUGAAAUUCCAUAGUUUCAGUACAGACAUGGCCCUUAAUAUUUUAAACAACAUCAGUACACGAGUUGAAUAUCCUUUUCGCGUUGGUGAAUUGGAAUAUGCAGUUAUUGAUCUUAAUCCAAAACCAAUGGAAGCAAUAAUAUUAAUUGGACGAAGUGGAACAGGCAAGACAACUUGCUGUCUGUAUCGUCUUUGGAAAAAGUUCCACUCUUAUUGGGAAAAGGCAGAAUUAAUUGGUGGCCCCUGGCUUGUGAAACAAACAUGGCAAAGAAGAAAUUUUGAUGAAAAUGUUGAAAACGGUGACACAGAAGAUGAAGACACUACAGAUACUGAAGAAAUGGAUAGCACAGAGGAAGAGCAGAUAUCAUUGGAACAAGAUUCACUCAAUACAGAUGAAACAUUAUCAGAGUAUGAAGAUGAAAAAGAUCCUUGCAAAUUAGAGCACUUUCAUCCUAUUUUUAUUACCAAAAACCAUGUGCUUUGUCAGGAGGUACAAAGAAAUUUUUGUGAGCUGAGUAAGUCUACAAAAGCAACAAAUCAUUUCAGACCAGCCGAAUCAAAUAUUUACAGGCUGCAAGACCUAAAAGAUGAGCACUUUCCCUUGUUUGUCACUUCUCAGCAACUUUUGUUGCUAUUAGAUGCUUCAAUGUCUGAUCCAUUUUUCCCCAGAAAUGAAGAUGGAAGUCUCAAGAGGAGCAUCAUUGGCUGGUCUUCUUCAGAUGAAAUUGAUAUUCCAGACUUGAUGAGAGACUAUGAUGAAGACGAUGGUGAACUAGAUAAUGAGAAAGAGGAAACAGUCUGUGAACUGAAAGAGAGGGACCCUCGAGUGUUUGUAACCUUUGAAUUAUUUGCCGGUGAACUGUGGCCACAAAUGGUGAAGGGAAAAACUACUUAUAAUGCAGCAUUAGUUUGGAAAGAGAUAAAGUCAUUUUUAAAAGGAUCUUUUGAAGCUCUUAGCUGUCAUCAGGGUAAACUUACAGAGGAUGAGUACUAUAAACUAGGCAAGAAAAGAGCCCCCAACUUUCAAGAAGAUCGCAAGGAAAUAUAUCACCUUUUCUCCAUGUAUGAGCAAAUAAAGUCAAAAAAAGGGUACUUUGAUGAAGAGGAUGUUUUAUACCAUUUAUCUUGCCAAUUAUCAAAACUUGAAGACUUGCCAUGGUCCAUUCAUGAGCUCUAUGGAGAUGAGAUUCAGGACUUCACACAAGCAGAGCUUUCUCUGCUGAUGAGAUGCAUUAAUGAUCCCAAUUCAAUGUUUCUUACUGGAGAUACAGCACAGAGCAUAAUGAAGGGGGUUUCAUUCCGUUUCAGUGACCUACGGUCUUUGUUCUAUUAUGCAAACAAGAAUGCGAAAAGUGACAGAAAAAAAUGUUUUGUUAGAAAACCAAAACGCAUCUAUCAACUAUAUCAAAAUUACAGAUCCCAUUCAGGGAUUCUCCACCUUGCUUCUGGUGUUGUUGAUUUGCUGCAGUAUUUCUUUCCUGAAUCAUUUGAUCGACUCCCACGCGAUUGUGGCUUGUUUGAUGGGCCAAAACCAACUGUUCUGGAGUCCUGCAGUGUCAGUGACUUGGCUAUAUUAUUGCGUGGCAACAAGAGAAAAGCACAGCCAAUAGAAUUUGGAGCUCAUCAGGUGAUUCUGGUAAAAAAUGAAAGUGCCAAAGAGAAGAUCCCAGAAGAGUUGAGUUUGGCUUUGGUUCUGACAAUUUACGAGGCCAAAGGUUUGGAAUUUGAUGAUGUUCUCCUAUAUAACUUCUUCACUGAUUCAGAGGCUUCCAAGGAAUGGAGAAUCAUUUCCUCCUUCAUGCCAGAAUCUCAUUCAGAUGUUGAAAGCAAGCCACUGAUUGAAAUUUCUAUGGAUAAAGUCUGUAUGCCUGUUAGUAGACAGUUGAAAAUGAACCCAGAACUACAUAAGAUGCUGAAUGGAGAACUGAAGCAGUUGUAUACAGCUGUGACAAGAGCUCGGGUUAACCUAUGGAUAUUUGAUGAGAGUCAGGAAAAACGCGCUCCAGCUUUUGGAUUCUUUAUCAAGGGAAACUUUGUUGAAGUUGUACGCACAGAUGAAAACAAAGAUCUCGAUGAUAAUAUGUUUGUGAGAACAUCUACUAAAGAUGAAUGGAUUUCCAGAGGAGACUAUUAUGCCAGCCACAAAUGUUGGAAAGUUGCUGCUAAGUGUUACCAGAAGGGAGAGGCUACUGAUAAGGAGAAACUGGCCUUUGCUCAUGAUGCGGUUUUGCAUUUGCAGACAAAAAAAGCCAGUGCCAGAGAAAAGCAAAUGGAGUUCUUGCGGCUUGCAAAAACAUACAUGGAAUGCAGAGAGCCAAAACUAGCUGUCAAAUGCCUAGCAUUUGCAAAAGAAUUUCACCUUUGCGGAGAACUCUGUAGAAAGCUUGGAAAGAAUAAGGAUGCUGCAUACUUCUUUAAGAAGAUUCAAAACAAUGUGAUUGCGGCUCAGUGCUUUGAAGCGGCUGGGGAAUUGGAGAUGGCAUUAAACUUAUACCGCCAAGAGAAGAUGUAUGAAGCAGCAGUUCUUAUGUUAGAAAAGCACAAGAAAAACCCAAAUCUACAUGUACCAUUUACAGCAAAACAUUUCUAUUUGGAAGCUGCUGCUAAUUUAUUUACCAAUAAUAAAAUCAAGAAGAUGAAUGAAAUUCUGGCAAAUCUUGAUGUUGAAGAUCAGUUGGUCUUUUUGAAGAAGCACAAGAGAUGGAGUGAAGCUGCCAGUUUGCUUAAAAAACACGGGCGCUGUGAAGAAGCAGCAUUUCUUAUGAGAGAUCAUGGAAAACUGUUAGAAGCAGCAGAUCUGACCAUGAAUAAAGAAUUUCGAGCAUUAUGUCUGCUUGCUGCAGCAAGAUGUCAGAUAAAUGAUUGUGAUGUAAGUAAUGAAAUAGGUGACACCAUUGCUGAGGCUAUGCAGAUAUUUAAGGAAAUACACAACGGAAUAGGUGUUGCUGAGGCUACUCUCCUGGAAGGAAUUAUGACAAAGGAUUUUGGGAAGCUUCACUCCUCAUUUCAAAGCUUUGUGCGGCAGUUUCAUUGUGCAGGGGCUGUAGAAGCACUCUGUGAAUGUAUAAAAUGUGAUGAAUUCAAUCAAAAAUUGCUUUUCCUGGCUGCUUCAGGAUUGCAGCAUCUGAUUACUCUCCUUAAAGCUCUAAAAGCACCAAAGACCAAUGCGGACAGGGAAAAUGUUAAAUCAUGUCUUGAAUUUUUUGGAGUUGUACAAAAGGAAGAAGACACAUGUAAAAUUCUACAGCAUGAAGGAUCAAGAAUCUUCCAAAUUUUCACUGAAGAGAACUUUGACAUAAAAGAUAGGAACAUCGAACUUAAUAUAAUAAAGUCAUUGUUAGAAAGGCAUUUUCUUAAAAGAUUGUGUAACAUCUCAGCAAAAGUACUUGGAAAUGUUUAUCCAGAAUCCGAUAUUUGUCCUAAAUUCAUAGCCGGACUAGAUUGCACUGAUGAAAAUUGUCAAGACUUCCACAGGCCUGUGCUACAGCAUGAAUUUAAAAGAAUGUUACUGUCUAAAAGAAAUUUAACAACUAUCAGUGGAUUGUUACUUGAUGCAAGACAUCUCUCAAAAGAAUUUGCCAGUGAGCUCCAAGAAAUUCUGGGUGCUGAUGUAUUUCGGUUUCCUCGUUCUCUUCUAAAUUUGUUAUUCCCUAAACAUUUUCAUCUUCGAAUCCUUUCAGAAAACAAAGGGGUGUGCAAAAUAUUUGAAGAGAUACGGCGCAACUUUCCAAAGCCUUGUAUUAACAUGCUUACUGAAUAUGGCAAGUCCCUUUUUAAAGAAAAAGAUGAUAGCGAGAGGAGAGCAUCAACAGAUCUAUGGUUAAAAGCAAUGUGCAUUUUCUCUUUGUCUUCGUGUUAUCCAGAUGAAUUAAAAUGUUUACUUGAUGAGGUAGAAGUCAAAUUUAACAGGGAUUACAUGCCUCAAAGCAAAUAUAGACAUGAAGCAAAAGAAGAUGGUAGGCGAUUAAAAGGCCUUGAUGUUAAAUAUGGCAUGUUGAAACCUGAUGUCUCUAGUGGCUCUUUAAAAGAUAGACACAUUCACUUUUUUCGUCUUUUUCAAAGUUCAGUGGACCAACUGUACAUCCUCAAAAAUCCAGAAUCCAGUAAAACUCAUUUUUUCAGAUUCCUAAAUUAUAUAGUCAAAAAGUCAAUUUGCCCAUUAAUUCCAAACAUUGGAAACUCAGUUAUGCUGUUGGAAUUCCAGUUUAUAUUCUGUUGUGUAGUUCUUAUGCGCCUUUCUCCUAGCAUUAGGGUUCUGCUUCCAAAAAGUUACAUCUCUGUACUCCAUCAUUGGGAAUCCAUGUUUGGAAGGAAAGGAAAGUCUGUGGUGAAAGAUACAUAUUCUAUUUUGAUGGAAUACAAGCCAAGGAAUGAAAAGCAAGCUAUAGGAAACUUCAAAUAUCAUCUUACUUAUCUUGCUAAAGUUCUUUGUGGGGCAGAGGAGCAUAACUUCAAUGUCCUCCUUGAUGCAUUUCGUGACAUUGACUGCAUCUAUUCUGGGGAAGCCGAGAGAACACUGGUUCUCUACUUAGUGAUGAUGGUGAAUGUUAAAGGAGUCAUGAACUCACAAACUGAUAUUAUACUUAAAAAUAAUUUUCCUUUUAUUCAGCAAGAGCUGAAAAACCAAAAAGAAAUGUUUCCAUCAAAAGUACCAGAGAGGUUACUUAAUACAGUAAACAAUUUACCUGAUAACGCAGAAGAAAUUGUUAACUUUCUCCAGAAUCUGCUAAGUCAGAGGGAUGAGGAGCGUUUAGUUGACUGCUGUUGGAGGUGGGAUGGCGCCUUUUUUAAAGGAUCUGUACGUGGAAUUUUCUAUGAUGAUAAGUUCAAGUUUAAAGAAUUUGCUAACGUCCAACACAUAAAACAAGACUUUGAGUCUCCAUAUUUUGAAGAUGGACAAGAAUAUUUUCCAGAAGAAAAAGUUGAUAUUGUGGCAACCUUGGUAUCUCAGGUGCAGCAGAAGCAUUCAGCUAUGCAACAAUUUCAUGAACUUUUGAUUUUUGUCUGCUUUUGCAUAAAGUGGAAAAGGGCUUCCCUUCAUGCAAAAAAAAGGAGAAUGGAAGAGUCCACUCCAGACAGCUUUAAAAUAGCAGGCAUUGACACAACCCAAUGUGACCUAUGUGGAGUAAAGUUUUCUCUCUCUCCAACAUUGUUCUCCGCUCCUACAGAAGAAUAUGAGGAAGAAACAGUGUCACCAACAACAAAUGAGAUCGAAAAUAGUGGAUACCUUGAAUCCCUGGUUGUACCAAAUAUCAGCAUGACCUAUGAGAAUCACAUUAACCUAGAAACUCACUGUCACCAAAUGCAAGCUUACAAUAACUACCUUCAGUUUUACAAAUUAAAAGUGAACGCGGUACUUUCCGAGGCAAAAUCCCUGGUGCAAAGCAUGAAGCAAAUGACUGAUGAUCAGUUAGCGACAGAGUUAAAUUUAGAGCAAACAAAGAUUAAAAACAAAAUGAAAGACAUUGUAGAUCGGAUGGAAGACAUAUAUGAGAGAAAAAAAUGGUCUGAAGCUGAAAUGUUAAUGGAGAGCCCACUUCAAGCGUUAGAAUCCACUCUUUCUGAAGCUCAAAGUGUCCUGAAUAAAGCAGAACAGCAUAUGGCAAAUCAAGAAGGUUUACAAAAGAAGGAUCUGUUUGAUCAUGAAAUAGACUAUGAUUUUGAAGAACUUUGGUCAAAAAAAACAAAGAAGGCCAAGAAAAAAGGCAAGCGCCACUGAAGUGAAAAGCAUUCCAAAACAUACUGAAAAUGGUGUUGAAUUUAAUUGUAUUGUUUAUAAUUUAAAAUGUAAUUUUGUAACAAUCACAUAUAGGGAAUUUAAAUGGUAUUAUAUUUUACUAAAUAAUGUUUCACAAAUCAACAAGCAAACUGUUCUGUACCGAAUAUCACUUUACAUUGCUACUACACCUUUCUGCAUUGUGUCACAUGAAAUGUAUAGGGGUUUUUUUCUGCACAUUAGCCCAAUUAUGGCAACACUUUUUAUAGAUGUUUGCACAAUAUAUAUCACACUUUUAUUCACACAAUUUGCCUUUUCUGAAUUUGUUUUUCAUUUAACGCACAUGAUAUAACUGAAUUUGUGUAAAAUGCAUACAGUAUAUAUAUUUAACAAGGAAAUAUUUCACUGAACGUAUUUGUGUCCUUCUAUUUUUGUAUUAUGUAUGUAUUCCUGGCACUAUACAUCCAAUGUUCAUUGUUACAUUUCGAGUGGUGGCAUAUGGAACUUAUGGAAACCUCUGCUGAAGUAACUUCAGCGCUGCUGGCAAAGUAUCAGAAUAUACCUUUGUGUAGAACUCCAUAGCUGUUAAAACAUCUGAAAUUCAAAUUUGUACUGGCAAACAAUUUUUCUGAUUUUUGUCAUCCAUUCUGGAGGAGAUUUAGCAUAGGACAGCACUCAACUAUAAAAGCUCUACCCCAUGAUAUUCACCUCAUCUUCCCAUCCUUCUCUCAAGAGCAUAGUAGGGUGUUAUUUGUAUCCAUCACCCAGGUGCUGCUCUAUGACUGCAUGUUUUUGGUGCUUUUUGGUUGCAGGUUAACAUAGAGCAUAGGGAGACACAAAUUUGAUUUUGUUUCAACUGUGCCCCUGUAAGUUAGACAUUUUACAGCAGCUGUGUGCACACAGAACAGUUGGGCUUCAUUUUUUGUUUCCAUUCGGAUCGUUUGGCUGGAUGAUUCGCAUUUCUGAGAGAAUAAUAGAAAAUAAUUCAUACUUAUCCAUAAUUACUAGAUAACAACAUUGCAUUAGUGCUAAAGAGAUAUGUUAGGAGAUUGAUCUUUUUUAGAAAGCUGUUUUUUGUGGUUUAUUAUAAUCAUUUACUUUGUAAAUUACUAAUGCAACAUACUUAUUCUGUUUUUGAUAAGUGAUCAUUCAGCAUUUCCAAUGGCUAUCAUUUUAUCUAAUUUCAUGUUUUUUUAAGAAUUGUGACUGUUUUCAAGUUUAUAUCUUUCCAUGCUAACUUUUUUAAAUAAGAUGUAUAUUUGCAAUUGAAUUUUUUUUUUAUUAAUGAGCUUAAAAUGUUUCAAAACUUUCAAUAUGAAUCUAAAAAUACAGGCUUGUUUUCUUUA